UAAUAGAACUAUAACAUAAAAAACUUACUCAUUGUCUUCUUUUUUAUCUACUAGAUUUUUUUCAACUAGGUUAUCACAUGUGACAGAUGAAAUAGAAAAAUCACCAUCACUUUUUUUUUGUUUCCAUGUUUUGGGAGGACCAGGGGACAGUGGGGGUGGAGGGGCCAUGACAGCAUCAGAAGUUGGUUUUUUAAUCUCUAUUGAACUGACAUCAUAAUGAUGGCAUACAGACUGUUCACAGCUUUCAAUUUCUUCACUUUUUAAAGCAUUGGUUUCCGGAUCAGGAAGAGACUUUUCAAUAUCAGAAGGAAUCUGGGCAGGUGUUGGAUUAUUAGAGAUUGGAGCACAGCUAGGUUUCUCAUCACAUUGAACACUAAUAGGUUUAAUUAAAGUUUUAACUUGAGAUUUAUCAAUUUUUGAGACAUUACCAGAACGGACAUCUUUUUGAGUAUUAAAGGAAGGCCGUUUUAAAGUAGUAGCUGGUUUGGAAGUGGCAACUGUUUUUAUUAAUGUGGGUUGUACAGUCCUAGGUAAAAUAGAAGCUUUAAAAGGUUCUUGCUUUGAAAUUUCUGUCUUUUUAUUAGAUGUAGUAGAUGGAAAUUUCUUUCUUAAUCCAUUAUCUACUGUGAAUUUCUUAAUCGCAUUUAGUCUCAUAUUUUCUAAUCUGGUCUUAAUCUUGUCCUGAUCAACAUUACCACUAGUGACUGAGUUUUGAGAAAGUGGAGUCCUUUGUAAACUAUUAGAUCUCUUGAUAAGAGGUUUUUCCCCUGAAAUUUCAAUUAAGCUCUUAAUUAGGCUAUAUAAUUUAUUAAAGAAAAGAAAUAUAAAUAAAAUACCAGCUCUGGUGGACGAUCUAGAUCUGGAAACAGGUUUAUCUAAACUAUUUUUUUGAGGUAAAGCUUUUUCAUUAUCAUGUUGAACACAACUGUGAAUUGAUACUUUUUUAUUUUGUCCAGGAACGUAAAAUUGGUUUUCUUUGCCUGACAUCUAGAAAACAUUUAAGUCAAGAAAAUAAAAAUAGGAGUGUCAUACUAAAAUUAGAGGAAGCACAACCAAUACAUCUAAAUAUGUUCGCUUACCACUGAUUAGAGGUGUAAUUGUAUAAUUGAGAGCCAGAACCGUAACCACUAAAAAUAAUAAGAUCUAAACUCAAUAUAUUAAACAAUUUUAACCGGACUUGAGUGUGUAACGGUUUCGCUUGUUUAAACUUGAUGGCGGUGUAGCAAACUAUCGGUGUAGGCUCACGGAAAAUUCUUGAUAAAGAGGGAGAAAAGUCAAAGUUUGGGAUUUGCAUAUUUUGGUAUCUUGUGACAGACGAUUCAGGCAGUUAUGGAGAAAAUGGUGGAUGUGAUAUUCUAGUUAUAUUGUAGUUAUUUGGGUGUCUUUAGUGUUUAGGAUUUCGUUAAUUAUAAAUAAUUUAGGUAGAUACCAUUGUUAGUAUUAUGUAAUUUUAUAUUUUUCAUUGGGCAUAUUGGUACCCCUAAAAAUUGUUGGUACAGAGUGAAUCGGCUCUUCUAUUUAACAUUAGUCAUACGUUCCUGAUAAAAUUAACUCUUUUGUAACAACGAUUAUAAAUAUUCUUCAGGUUCGUUUAUUAAAAAGUGAAGUGGUUAGUUUUGUUACGUGGGUAUAUUUAAUAUUUCAUAGUUCAAUGUUCAUGGGUUCAUUUUUAAUUGGGCUUUCGUAAAUUGAUUUAGUGCUUAUUAUUUCUAUUACCAUUUGUUAUACUUCGGUUGUUGAUUUGAUUGAUUUAUUCAGUGACAAUAUCAUGUCUUGAUCUGCUACUCAUGUUAGUAAGCUGCUCUAAGGGGGUUAAGAGUCUAUUUUCUUUUGUUUUGUUUUUAUCAGUGGAUUUGUACCUUCCCUAUAGCAAGUGAGAAGGUGUAUCAAAAUGAUAGACAUCACUAUUAAAACUUUAGAUUCAAGAAAUCAUGUUUUUUCAGUUGAAGAUGAACUAACUGUUAAACAAUUGAAAGAACGCAUAGCAGAACCAGUUAAUGUACCUGUAGAAUCACAAAGAUUGAUAUAUUGUGGUAGAGUUCUUGUUGAUGAAAAGAAAUUAUCUGAAUAUGAUGUUCAUGGCAAGGUUAUACACCUUGUUCAACGCGCUCCGCCAUCAAGUAACAAUGAUACUACUAACUCAGGAAGCGAAGGUAGAACAAAUACAGCUCCAAGGCGUGGUCCUUUUCGUACUAUUAUUGCUCCUGGUGGUAGAAUGGACGGGGCAAGCGGUAAUGCUAUGUAUCUGGGAGCAAUGGCUUUUCCAGCCGAUCUCAUGGAUGCUCAAGGUAUAUCGAUGCCACAACCUCGCCACAGAUUGUCACAAAGUAGGCUCUCAGUGGCACGUGCUAUGCUUCGAAGAGCCCGUUACACUCUUAUUAAUUUAGAAAGCCCUUCCCAGUCCGAUCCUCUGCAAGAAAUAAAUGCUAACAAUGAUGAUUUACAAGGGAGCAUUGCUGCUGUAGCCCAAGCAGCAACAACUGCUGCAAUCGCUGCUGCUGUUAGUGGAACUAGCAAUGUUGGUGUUCAACAUCCACCACCAAUCAUAAAUAUUGAAGCUACUGGAGCAGAUGGUGAAAUGCAAGCUGAAGAGGCAGAGCCUACACCUGAAGGCAAUAGUCCAGACGAAUCACCUUCUGGAGAAGAAUCAGUUCCGAAUGCUAAUGAUGAGUCAACAGACAAUGCACGUAAUGGCAGAUACAGAUUCCCUGGCCCAGUCCAUAUGGCAGAAUUAAUAGCAUAUAUUAGGGAUAUUGAAAGACGUCUUUCACCACAUUUAGAAAGGUUUCAUGAUCUUGUUAGGCAUGACCCUGUUUUAGAAAAUCCAACUGAAGCACAGAGAUUAUUUGAUCAUGUUUCCAAAAUGAUGCAUUUUCUGGCACAUGCUUAUCAUGCCAUUAGUGAUAUCAUGUGUGACUUUUCACAACCUCCUCCGCGACGUCUCCGUUGCCGACCAGUUUUAAUUCAACAUUCAGCUGUUCUGCAGACAGGAAUUCCAAUACAGGCGCAGCUCAACGUUGGAGGAAAUCUGAAUCAAGGUAAUCAGAGUACAAGUUCUUCAGCCACCACCGAAACAGGAUCAAAUAAUGAACCAUCAGUUGGAACUGAGGCUCCUCAGGAAGAAUCUAGACCUCCCACCUCUCAACCAGAAGCAACUCAAAGUCCGUCAAGUGGUCGAACUGGAAACUUAGGACAAGGCAAUUUUGAGUUUUAUAUGGAUGUUGGACAGGGGGCUAUUACUAUAGACUCAAUGGAAGCUACAUUGGUCACAAACACUAGCCAAGGAACAACAGAAACAUCUGGUACAAUGACAGCUGGACCAUUUCCUUGGGGUAGCCCUCCACCACCAGAAUUUUUACAAAACUUGAUGCAAGCACUUGCUGGCCAUAUGAUGGGCGGAAGUGGUAGUACUGGAGGAAGUAGUAGUAGUUCAACUUCGCAGCCUUCAGCGAGCACUGAUUCUAAUGUCACUAACAGUCAGGCAAGAGGUAACACUACCACUCAGCCAACCACUUCUACUCAGACUAGGUCUACUACUCGACCCCAUGUUCAUAUAACUCCUGGUUUUCAAGGAAUGGGUGUGCCAGGUUUCUUUGACCCAUUUCUACCAUGCAAUUCCCAUCACAUCCAUGGUACCAGGAGAAGAGCAGAAGGCCAAGAAGCAACUGCUAAUAGCAACACUAACAGUUCAACUAGCCAGUCUACUGGCACCUCAACCGAGAGUCCUCCGAGGGCUGCCUCUGAGGCUCCGUCUGUAGUCAAUCUUUUUUCCAAUUUGCUAUCAGGUAUGAGAGCCAGUGGUGCUGGGAGCCAAGGCACGGGUCCAAAUGUUAUUCGCAUUCUGCCCCGAGAUAUUACUGUUUUCUUACAAGGACCACCAAUGCAGGUAAAUAAUUUAACAUUACCUAUUCAAACAACUGUUGCCGAGAUGUUGCAGACACUGCCUGACCAUUCAUAUACAGAAGGAGCCUCCAUCUUCACAGAUUUUAUUAUGACACUCCAGGCUCGCAAUAUGAGGGUAAUUGAUGUGUUGAACAUGGGAACAGCUAAUUCAAGUGUUCUUGCUAGCCUGAGGCCUGUUUUGAGAGAUUUCAUCCGCAAUCAAUUGCUUGGAGGGAGAGAAGGGAACCAGGCUGUAUCUGAUGCUGUGAAUAGGAUUAAUACUGAGCUGAGGCCUCUGAUAGAAUCAAUCUGUGCUCAAGAAGAUAUACCAUUUAGAGAUGAUGUAGAUAUAAUUGCUACUGUUAAUCAACUGAAUCAUACAACCAUUCCUAUCCUUAUCAGAGAUGUUUUGGAAGAAGAUGACAACGAAUUUUUGAGAAAUAUACCAAAUCACUUUAAUGACUAUGCUCGUCAUCUAGCAUCCAUUCUUCUGUAUUGUUGUCAAAAUGGUCAGCAAGGUUUGGAAGCUAUUUUUACUACUCUGGCUCGGAGAAUAAUUGUGGGUGUGCCAGCCGCUUUACAAAACUGGUCUGUUGUACACAUUGUAAACCAACUGAGGGCCAUGACAAAUGGCUUAGAAACCUCGAGUGAAGCUAUCCAGCCAUUCCUUGUUUACAGAAUGGCUGAAGCACCUCCUGAUGAAGUUUCAAAUGACCAGCCUCAGGCAAUGGAUACUGAAGUGGCUAGUGAAGCAGCACCCACCCCUGCCUCCGCAGCACCAGUUCCUCCGUUAUCAACAUCUUUACCCGUUUCUCCAAUAUUAGUCCCUUCUGCGAUACCCAUCACACCUUCUGUAACAAUACAACAGUCACUUCCAGAACAGAUUCCAGAUCAGCUCCCCGAAGUCAUUAUUGGAGCAGAACAAUGGCAUAAUGCUGUCCCACCAGACUGGGUUCCAAUAAUCAGCCGUGAUCGUGAAAGACAAAGACGCCAAGCCGUGCAAGGACCAUUAAGUGAUGCUUACCUGGCAGGAAUGCCUAGCAAAAGACGUAAGGUUGUUACGUCUAGUAAACCCCAUGGCAAUUUAGCAAGAGUAAUCUCAGAGAGUAUGAAUACUGCAUUGGGUGCAGCUGGUGUUGCUCGGGUGGAACCAAAUCUUGCUGAAACCGCAGGAGGUGAUACGUCUCUGAGGGCUGCUUACAAAGAGCAAGUCAGGACUACUUUAACCCCUACACUUAGGCAUCAUCCUGAUUUUAGUCCUGAAAAGUAUCCUGCAGCUGCAAAGCUGUUUGUGCCUAAAUAGAAUAAAUCUAUUCAUUUCUUUUUUUUUGUUAUUUUUUUUUUAUCCUGUAUUAUAUUGUAUUCUACUUUGCUGCAGCUUUAUGAUGUAUUUUACGACUGAAAACUAAUCAUUUAGUUUUCAGUUUACCACUUAGUCUAGUCCAGUGUGGACUACCUACUAUGUAUGUAUCAUUAAUUGUAAUAUUAUAUAUUUGGCUUUUUAUAUGCCAUUUUAUAGAUUGAAGUAUGUGUAGGGGAAGGGUAACACAUUAGUUAUAUAUGACAUCAAGUUAUGAAACUACUUGUGUUAGUUAAUUUUAACGAAUGUUUUAUUCUAUUAAUAAUUUUGUAAAGUUCAAUUUCAUUUUUGACAACUAAAGUUAUAAAUACUCCUUGUAUAAGCUCAUAUAUAGUAAUAUUUUACUUUACUGCAUUUAAAGCUUAAAGUUUUGUUUAAUAUCCUUGUAUUGGAUUGUAAAUAGUGGGUUAAGUUGCUGAUUUAAAAAAAAAAAAAGAACUUCAUUGUAAUGCUUAUACUAUUCAUUGUAAUAAGUUUUAUUUGACCAUUUAAAGAAUUCAUCGACUCUUCAAACAUACAAUUAAACUAAUAAUAUUAAUACAAAUGUUUCAUUACUUUUUUUCCUUUUUUUUUUUUAUACAUUGUGCUUCUAUUUAUGAAUAAAAUUUGUAAUUAUUUUGUGAAUAUUUUAUUUCCCAUAAUAAUUUUGUAAUGGUCUCAUUGUAAUAGUUUAAGUUAAUAAAUAUUCUUACCUUCAUUAUGGU
Nezara viridula (southern green stink bug) is the source of this 5946-nucleotide messenger RNA. The record is from the annotation of a GenBank genome assembly. NCBI's taxonomy places the organism in Eukaryota, Metazoa, Arthropoda, Insecta, Hemiptera, Pentatomidae.